AUGGAUGGUGAUGACGGCUACGAUUCUAGACUAGAUACACACGCACAGAGAUAUGCAAUUUACCAUCGUUCCUCCCAAGCAUCUCCGAGAGAUGGCGCAGAACCCGAGCUGGCUAGAAAAUCUGGGUCGAUUGCAAUGUCUAGCCUACCUCGGCGCGCCUCGCCCCUCCGACAUCGGUGGUACUUUGGCGGCGAAGACGAGAAUGACGACGCUGUACUGAACAACGAGAACCGGGAUAUAUCCCAACGAGCUCACAGAUCCAGAAGAUUGGGAAUACAUAUCUUUCACCUCCCUGUUUCCGUACGAGAUGCGGCCCUGCGGCGGGAGAAUGGCGAUGCGUUUGAGGAGAUCUUCAACGUCCACCCCGACUUAGAGAAAUGGAGAGUCCAGGAUCUCUUUUCAAAGCACCUGAACAAAGACGAUGUAAAGCUCUACCGCGGGCGGACCGAAGACCUCAUCAUCUCUUCAUUGGGCGAGACCUUCUUGCCGAAGAGUAUGGAAGGCAUGAUCGAGUCGCGUCCAAUCGUCGAUGCAGCGCUGGUGACCGAUCGAGGCCAAGCUGGCCUGGCUUUACUUGUGGAGCCCCAGGCAGCGGUGACGUGCGUGGAGAUGAGGAUGAAGGCUCUCAAGGAUUCCAAUCUUACAGAAGAGGCAAAAGCGGAGGUGGGAACAGAUGCACAAAACGUCGAGAAUCGGGAUGAGAGUUUGACUUGGAGGGGGCUACAACAGCGAGGAUUGCCAGUCAGGGCAUUCUUGUCUGAUAUGAGAAAGGCAAAAGAGAAAUCCAGUGGAUACUUCAUAUGA
Messenger RNA from Letharia lupina, 804 nucleotides. RefSeq lists its product as uncharacterized. Lineage: Eukaryota; Fungi; Ascomycota; Lecanoromycetes; Lecanorales; Parmeliaceae. The coding region runs from base 1 to 804 and encodes 267 amino acids. The record is from RefSeq and is a predicted model, not a curated record. The transcript is spliced from 2 exons.